UGAGUCUUUCAGCAGUAACACAGAGGAGUCAAUAUGGAGCGGAAACUGGAUUUGACUCGUUUAUCGGACGAAGAAGCCAAACAUGUGUGGGACGUGAUUCAACGAGACUUUAACCUGCGCAAGAACGAAGAAGAUCGACUAGGGAAGCUGAAGGACUCCAUUGACAAGGAGGACACAAAACGAGAGCUGCUGGGCUCCCAGAACCAACUGGCCGACUCGUUGUGCAUUCGCUGCCUGCAGCCCUUUAAGUUCCUAGUCAACAGCAAGCGUCAGUGCCUGGACUGCCGCUCGUUCAUCUGCAAGUCGUGUAGCCGCUACAACAAGAAGGAGCACGGCUGGGUGUGCGACAACUGCCGCAUGACCAGAGUCCUGAAGAUCGGCACCCUGGGGUGGUACCACGACAACGUCCGUAAUCGCUUUAAGCGCUUCGGCAGCGCCAAGGUGAUGAGAUCACUUUACAAAAGGCUGAACGGAGAAGGUGGGCGUGAUGAUGACACUCAGAGCAUGCCAGAUGUCCGCAGCCAAGUUUAUGCAAAUGACGACGACCACGGAGAAGUUGAGGCGCAGCGAUACAAAUCGAUGCGUAAAAAUAAACGCCUGCUGUCGGUUCAUCCUUUUGACUUUGACUCGGAGGAAUACUUCCCUUAUUCAAGACGGCAAUCUGUGCAGCAAAUUCAGGAGGAUGCAGAAUAUGACAUGCACCUUCAGCGAAUGCAUCGCAGGAAAAGUCUGGAUCGAUACGCAAUGAGAAAUGAUGAUUAUGGUGAGAACCGCAUGGUUCGGACUCGUUCCCUGUCCAAGAUUAGCUCCAUGGCUCGCCAGCAGUACAUCGACACAUCUGAUGAAGAGGAGUACGGCAGAUUUCCACCCGUUUACCAGCCACCACAACCCUUUCGUCGCCGCAACAGCCGGGCUUCGUCUCAGGAGAACCUAGGUCAAGCCCCGCCAAUAAACGAGUUAAGCAAACGUAUGUCCGCCAUCGAAAGCCUGCUGAAUCGUUUGGAGGAGAAGAUAACGCCUGAUAAGGCAUCAGGGCCGGCGGGUAACGAGGAAGAGAAGCUAAGGAAGAAGUUGAACGAGCUGGCAGGACAUCUAAGCGGCAAACGCUUGUCAUCAGAUGACGAAGCUGACAAGAAGAAAAGCUCCAGUGGCGUCAAAGGAGCGGCUGCACCGGACGCUAUGAAGCAUCUGAGCUCGUCCAGCGAAGACAUCCCAAGUGAAGCUCAGAAGGUGUACAUGGCAGCCGGGCAGUCAUUCGAACUGGAAAGCAAGUUGAUGCGACUGGAACAAAGUGCUACAAAUUGUUUUGGCGGGGCGACGGACUCUGAGCUUUCAGAGCUUGAGGACGUGGUGGCCCUAACUGCUGCCCGGGUGCAGAGUGCUGAAAGCGAGGUUUCUGAUAUCGAGAGUAAGAUCGCAGCUUUGAAUGCUGCAGGUUCCAAGAAAAAGGUUUCUUCAUCUCAAAGAAAGAAGUAUACUCUCGAGCAUGCUACCAAAUCUGCAAACGGAGCUGCAUGGAAAUCCAACAUUUCUUGAAGUUUCUGCCAAUCACUUUGGUUUGAAAGGGUUUUAAAAAGGGGUGUACAAAAGUUAGCUUUUUUUUGGUCCACUGCUCAUUCUAGAAAUAAAAUGUGAAACACAACAACAAAAAUAGUAAUAGGAUUGGUAGGAGGAUUGGGACCUCGCUGAAAACAAAAGUAAAAUAUUUAAAUGUUAUAGUAAAAAGUAAAGACACUAAAACAACUGUCAGUGAAAACACAAAGCUGACAUGUUUUUUUCUUGACCCACAUUACAGUUUUGAUAACAAGACAUUUUUCCUUGGUGUAAAAAGUUAAGACACUCCUGUUUGAAACCUUUUCUUUUUUUUUCUCUUAAAGGCUUCAGAAUGAAAAACAAAGAUGGCCAUUCUGUGAAUUAACUUCAGUAGAAGUUUAUUGUUGCAUAUAUAGUGUUUGACAUUGAAUACAUAAAAUAAAAUCAUUGUUAAUAACAAGAAGGACUCUACGGUAUACCAAACAAUAAUAAGUUUACAUGCAGUGUGUAAAAAACACAUACAACUUUAUUUUGUUUACUGUCUGAAAUUGAACCGGAUUAAACUUCUCUUUUAGGUCUGCUAGGAUUACCAUAAUUAUUUUUCCUUUGCCAAUAACUGCAAUUAAUAGAGAUACAAUAUCAAAAGUAUUUUUGUAAGUCACACAUGUACGAAAAUAGCUUUAGUAUUUUAUAAAUCAAAUCAAAUCAAAUCAACUUUAUUUAUAGCAUGAACUUUAAACUGUAUGACUUGGGGUAAGGGUUAAAAAGUAUUUCCCCAAUGUUCUCACAGUAUAAGUUCUGCAACAUUCCUCUUGACAGAAGUGGCAUAGCUGUGUUAGCUUUUUAGGCCCACAAAUAUCAUAUGGUAAAUAAGAUCAGAGCACUGUGAUGGUUACUCCAAUAGGUUGACAUUGUUGUCUUUUAGAUAUCAUGGGCCUCAUCUGCUAAGGAUUCGCGUGUAUUAGAACAAUGCAAACUUGAUAGCACACGCAAAGCCGGUCUACUCGGCCUGUGUAUAGUGGAUUGGGUCUGCUAAAUGAGCAAAAAAACUUACGCAGUCUAUUGUUUGCUUUCAUGCAUAAGCAGAAUAUAUGCAGUUUAUCAGAACAGGAGAAGAUACAAAUGUAAUUAUUUAGCAGCCGAAUGUGAUUUUGACAAACUUGAAAUUGUUUGCGGCUCCUGUUUUUGUGUCUAUAUUUAGUACUUUUGAAAGAUACCUGAAAACUGGCACAGUUACGCACAAAUGAACGCAGUCAUUGUGGCGAGAAAGAGGCUAUGACAGAUGACAUAGAGAGAAUCCUCCGUGUGCAUGUCAACAUUUUUAGAAUGUAAAGAAUAAAAAUACUAGACAUAUCUUCUAUGUGUAAUCAUUGUCUGCAUGGGCUUUCCCUAAUCCUAACCUACUGUAUGAUGAUUCCAAUACAUUUAACAAACUUGCUUGUGACCUAAAUGAUAUUUAUUUAAUAUGCUUUGGUAUACAUUUUGUGAAAAUUUUGCUCCAAAGUCACAUUUCAUACUCGUCUGCAUCGGUUGGUGCAAAUGAACAACUUCACAACCCACCCUUUUCAAAAGUAUCAGUAUAUUUUUGAACAUGCACACUGUUGAAGUAUAUAUCUUCAAUAUGAACAUCAUCAUCAUUUUUUUUUCAGACACGGUUGAAAACAAACUUAAUUCACAGUAUAGAUUCACCGGUCACAACAUUAGGUACACCUUCUGUGGCUCACAAAGUUGCAAUAAAAAAAGCAGCAUUCAUCAGCAUGCCGCACAUUGGAGAUAUUGUGCAUAUGCCACAAUAUAUUAAAAUAAUACAUUAUCCCACGUUUUUUCUUGUGUUUCCUCAAACCAAGUAAUAAAGCCGCAAUAAACAGAUUUAUUUAUUUUAUAGACAUCAGAGCAGGCGGGACGGCAUUAGACAAGAAAGAAUAUCACAGGAGGUAGUCGGCAGAAAGUCUCAGCAUAGCAAAGGGGGAGGAGGCUGGUAAAGAGCAAAUACUCGGGUGCCCACAUAAGUAGGUCCGUCAAUCAGUGACGACACAAAUGGACCACUGUUUCAAAAAACCCCCCUGCAAAACACAGCUUUCAGAGGCAUCCAAAGCUGCAUGCAAGCUUAUGCAUGAAUCUUAUGAUUUGACGCUUUGGCAUUGUUUUUUAAGCAUGCAUGGACCAAAUGUCUAAAAAAGGGUUAAUGUGCCUUUAAAUCAUAUUCACAAAUAUAAUAAAGGUUUAAAAAAUCA
Messenger RNA from Nerophis lumbriciformis (worm pipefish), 3767 nucleotides. The record is from RefSeq and is a predicted model, not a curated record. Lineage: Eukaryota; Metazoa; Chordata; Actinopteri; Syngnathiformes; Syngnathidae.